UCAACUGCAGUGUAAAAACUAUAAAACCGGCACGUUUAUGGAAGCAAAAAUGAUAAAUCUCAACACUGAAAACUAUUGUGCACAUCUUGUCGAAAGCGCACCGGGGGACUACUAAGCUGGCACGAAAUUGAAAUAUUUCAAGUAACAGAUCAUCCUCAGUUAAGAUGCGUUUGUGUGGAAUUGUAUUAAGAGCGCAGCGAAGAAUUUCGAAACCAGCAUUGUUGGUCAUUAUCUGUCUACUAUGUGCGCUUCACGUGUUUCCAAAAUACUUCGAGAAACAAGGAAACAGAAGCUGGAAAAAUCCCUGGAAUCAAAUACAAAAGCCACCUGGAAAAGUCCUUAUUUUGUCUAGCUACCGUUCCGGUUCAUCUUUAAUGGGGGAACUAGUUGCUACGACUUCUACUCGGACGAUGUACGAGUUCGAGCCGACUUACCAGGCAUUCUCCUCCAAAGCACACUUAGACAGUGACUACCGAUCCCAAAAGUGUUCAGAUAUCCUCAACCUCAUUUUCAACUGCAGCGAACACUACUCUGAGGAGCAGUUCAACCAACUGCUACCACUUCGAUUCUUCUCCCCCACUAGUUACCAAGUGAUGAAGAUAUUCAACACAGACUGGGGCGACAGUUUUCACUGGGAAAAGAAUCCGACUGACACGGAAGACGUGAAAGAAUAUGUAAAAUUUAUAUGCAGGGAAUCUUCGUUGAAGCUGGUCAAGACUAUCAGAUUACCAGUGUUGGAUUUUUACACCAUGUUCAACUUGCUGUACACAUUGCUAGAGAAGUUCGAUGACUUGGUAAUCAUAGGAGUUGUAAGAGAUCCCAGGGACUCAUUUGCAUCAAGAAAAAAGUUUGGCGGUGGGCCUGGAUUCGAAGAAACUCCAAUGAGUUUGAAUCAAAUAUGCAAAAACUAUUCAAGCAUCAUCAAUUUUGUAAAAGCAAUCAAGACAGGGCCACAUACGUCCAGAGUAUCCUUAGUGAAAUAUGAGGAAUUCUACAAUGAUCCAAUAAACCUGAUUGCCAAAACAUUCUCACAACUCUCGCUACCUGUGGGUGAAAAAACAAUCAACUACAUCAAACUGAAUGUUAUGAAUGAAAAGGGCGGCGACUUGGAAAACACAGCCAAGCACGGUUUAUUCACGAAGCCACGAGAUAAGAACGCAACCAUAGGGUACUGGAGGGCACUCAAAAUAGACCCCGAAGUUUUAGAAGAAUCGGCAGAAUGCAUAGCAGAAUACGAAGAGGCAAAAUCAACCGCUCAUCAAACCUGAAUUACGACAAAGAACUCAUAAAUGAAUGUCAACAUCGCCAAGGAUUUUCACCAAUCAUGCUGAUUAUAAUUCACUUCAGUUAUUUACGCUUUUCUUAAUUCAUGUUACGGUGCUUCCGGUCAAUAA
This is a messenger RNA of Symsagittifera roscoffensis, 1394 nucleotides long. RefSeq lists its product as uncharacterized. The coding region runs from base 165 to 1268 and encodes 367 amino acids. The transcript has 4 exons. The record is from RefSeq and is a predicted model, not a curated record. Gene Ontology annotation, biological process: sulfur compound metabolic process; N-acetylglucosamine metabolic process. Lineage: Eukaryota; Metazoa; Xenacoelomorpha; Acoela; Convolutidae. Gene Ontology annotation, molecular function: N-acetylglucosamine 6-O-sulfotransferase activity.